UGUUGGUGUGAGAGAGAACUUUUCGUUUCGUGUGUGUGCGUGACACUGGUUGCAUGGUGGGGGGGACACACUUUGGAUUUCCUCUGCCCGUCUGAGUGCUCCUGUCCUGUCAGUCUGUCUAUCUGUCUGUCUUCCUUUUAACAGUUUGUUUGCCUUUCUGCCUGCCUGUAUUUGUCUGUCUGUCUGACCGACUGGUUGACCGGCACAGAGCGAGGAGGACGAAGUAUGACAGCCUCCACCAGCUCCUCCAGCGGCUUAGAGGUCCUCCUUUCCACUCUGCAGAAUGCAGGAGAUGUGGAGAGCACCUUAAAUAUCCUCAGCGUCCUAGAUGAACUUCUGUCUGCUGGUACAGACCGUCGAAUCCACUAUAUGAUCAGCAAAGGUGGCAGCGAAGCCUUGCUGACUACACUGGUCAACACCGGCCGCAGUUUUAGUCCCAACUACACCGUCCUGCUGCCACUGCUGCACCUGCUGGCUAAAGUUGGACACAGAGACCGGCGUAUAGGUAUGAAGGCAGAGAAAGCUGGAGCUGUGCUUCUUACUCUGAAUCUGCUCAAACACAACAUCGAAAACGCCACAAGGGCUGCAGCUUGCCUCUGGGUCAUCCAAGUCUUCUCUUCAUCAGUUUCUACAGCAAACCUAAUAGGAGAAAACCAUGGACUAGAUGUCAUCUACAGCCUCAUCCCUCAGUAUAGCACCAAACAUCUGCCCACCAUCAAGGCAGCCAUUAAUGCCUUUGCUGCUCUGCUGUGCACAAAGGCUAACGUUUGCUCGGUGGUAUCUAAGGGUUACAUCUCUGGCCUCUUGCAGCUUUACGAGGAUUGGCACAGCAAGGAUACUCAACAUGUUGCCAUAGCAAUCUGCCAUGCCCUGCUGCACUGCCUCCAUAAGGUCACCCACAGUACUGCAGGCAGACAGGCUUUCAUAUCCCACGGAGGCACUAGACUGCUGUAUGAAACUACACAGAAAUGUUUAUUAAGUAAAGGUCUGGAGUCUCUGGUGGAGCCCUCUGUGCAGCUGAUGAGGAAGUGUCUUCCCGGAACUCCACUACCACUGACAUCAGAUCAGUCUGCAUACAAGUUCCCCCUGCCUGGAAGACCACAUGUCCCUGAUAUGGAUGUGGCACCAGAUGACAGCAGUGAGGAAAGUGAUGAGGAGGAGGAUGAAGAUAACCAAGAGGCAGACAGCAAAGACUAUGAUGACGACUUGGAGACUGACCUGAACAAACUUCGUAACCGUCCUGACCCAGACAGACCCAAAGAGCUGCUGCCACAGUACAGUCACCUCUGUCCUGAACUCUCACAUGACUUCCAGGAGCUGGAUUUGAGUUCAGAGCCAGAGGAGAGUUCAACAGCAUCAUCGUCUUCAUCAGAUGAGGAAGCGGUGCUGCUCAACUGUUUCCCUCUUCGCUCAUCCAGGAGGGACAGCAGUACUACCAGCAGUGAUUCGUCCACCUCCUCUUCAGGGUCUCACUCAGAGACAGAAACAGAGGGACACACAUCAGCUGCUGUGCAAUUAGAGGCCCGUGAUUUCCACAGUCACAGCAGCAUCCUCUGCACCAGCCCCAGCCUUAGGACCAUGGUUAGAGAGGCAAGGGAAGAAGCCCCCCCAGCUCAGAGAGGGGAUGAGCUUGAUGAUGAAGAGAGGGGAGCAGAAGAAUCCCACCAUCGUACGAUGAUCGACAAGUUAUUGGAGAGACACAGAGAUUGUAUACCCCACCAUGAACCCAAGCUAUACCGGGCUGCAGCCGCCAAAACCAAAUCUAUUCCAGGGUUCAGCAUCCUGGCUUUCCCUGAUUUCUGGGGUCACCUCCCACCACCAGGACAUACACACAUGGCCCCACGCAAACCCAACAUACAAAGGCAGAAAGUGUUUGAAGAUAUCCAGCGUUUCCUGAAAACUGAUGACAUCAUCAACCAGGUAGUUUUUGACCUGGAAGAUGGCAGUCUUCAGUGUCCUUCUGAUUGCUUGAAGUUUUUCUCUAAGUUUGAAUGUGGGAACCUAAGGAAGGCUAUUCAGGUCCGCAGAUAUGAAUAUGACCUCAUAUUAAAUGCGGAUGCUAACUGUUCCCAGCACACCCAGUGGUUUUACAUUGAAGUCAGUAACAUGGUGGCAGACGUCCCCUACCGUUUUAAUGUCAUCAACUGUGAGAAGAGCAACAGCCAGUUCAACUAUGGAAUGCAGCCUGUGCUGUACUCAGUAAGAGAAGCUCUGGAAGGUAGACCUCACUGGGUUAGGAGCGGAACUGAAAUUUGUUAUUUCAGAAAUCACUUUUGUCCAGCUCGGGGUAGAAGGAGAACAACCUUUUAUACUCUGACCUUUACCAUCUCCUUCAAACACAAUGAAGACGUCUGCUACCUGGCCUACCAUUAUCCCUACACAUACUCUGCCCUAAAGGCUCAUCUGAAGGUGCUGCAGAAAUCAGUGGAUCCUGCCAUGUUUUUUUUCCGGGAGCAGAUUCUUUGUACCACUUUGGCUGAAAACUCUUGUCCGGUGGUCACCAUCACUGCCUGUCCUGCCAGCAGGUCCUGGAAGGACAUGCAUCAGCUACGUAAUCGUCCCUAUAUCGUGCUAACAGGCCGUGUCCAUCCUGGUGAGUCCAAUGCCAGCUGGGUGAUGAAGGGCACCCUGGAGUUUCUGUGCAGCAGUGACCCGGUCGCCCAGAGUCUGAGGGAAGCCUUUGUCUUCAAGAUCAUCCCCAUGCUCAACCCAGACGGAGUCAUCAAUGGCACGAAUCGCUGUGAUCUGAGUGGAGAGGAUCUGAAUCGCCAGUGGUCUAAACCAGACCCCGUCCUCAGUCCAACCAUCUACCACACCAAGGGCCUCCUAUACUACCUCAACAGUAUAGGACGAACUCCGCUGGUUUUCUGUGACUACCACGGCCACUCUAGAAAGAAGAAUGUGUUCCUGUAUGGCUGCAGUGUUAAGGAGACUCUUUGGCAGUCUGGCUCUGCUGUUGACACAGUCGGAUUGAAAGAGGACCCUGGGUAUAGGACCAUUCCAAAGACCUUGGAUCGUAUUGCACCCGCCUUUUCUUUCAACAGCUGCAACUAUUUGGUGGAGAAGUCUCGUUCUGCCACAGCAAGGGUGGUUGUCUGGAGGGAAAUGGGCGUGCUGAGAAGUUAUACAAUGGAGAGUACCUACAAUGGUUGUGACCAGGGAAUAUACAAGGGCCUGCAGACAGGAACCAAGGAGCUACAGGAGAUGGGCAUGAAGUUCUGCCAAAGCUUGCUGUCUGUAACCAAAGACAUGAAGGCUCUUUACAUCUGGAGACUUAUCAACCACAUCGACCUGGACCACAAUAUCCUGGACCACAAGUCUCACAAGUAAGACACCAUCCUCACAAGGCCUGCCAUGUCCAUUUUUGUCU
Molecule: messenger RNA, 3370 nt
Organism: Micropterus salmoides (largemouth bass)
Lineage: Eukaryota; Metazoa; Chordata; Actinopteri; Centrarchiformes; Centrarchidae
Product: cytosolic carboxypeptidase 4
Exons: 25
Coding region: 226-3330 (1034 amino acids)
Biological process (GO): protein side chain deglutamylation; proteolysis; C-terminal protein deglutamylation
Molecular function (GO): zinc ion binding; metallocarboxypeptidase activity
Source: RefSeq, a predicted model, not a curated record